UUGAUCUUUAUUUUGCAUUACAUAAUUAAUCAAACAUCUUUAUCAGCUUAGAAUAAAUACGAGAGACAACAAAGAAAAAUACAAUAAACAUCUUACAUGUUAUGUACCUGUUUUUACACAUAAUAAUAAAAUAGUGCUUAUUUAAAUGUUCUCAAUACGCAAACUCUGAAAACAAUGAUGUUUUUACAGGAAGAAGCAAAAGCUUGUUUAGAACAGAAAGUUCAGGAAUUUGAAGAAUCUACAAGAUGUCAACAUACUGAAAAACACAAAAGCCAAGUAAACUCUAUUGUAUCUGGUGGAUUAUUGACUCCAAAACAAAAACUAACAAAUGACUGUAGUGACAACUUGAACAAGAAGAAAAGGAGGAUGAGUUCAAAGGAGUUUGAAGUUGGUACGUCUGUUGAAGCAUUUUGGUAUCCAGACAAGUGUUGGUAUACUGCAAAAAUAUUAAUGAAGACAGGAAAAGGUAAGUAUUGUUUUAUUAAAACAAAACUUAGAUGACAAAUGUUAUCAGAUUUGAUAUCAGACUGUACAAAGAUCAUUCUGUCGUAUAAAGAAAUAAAAGUGGAAAUGUUUUGUACUCAAUCAACACAUGCAAGUUGAAAAAAAUCAUUUUAGUAAAGGUUUUCAAAUCAUGGUAGCAAUCCUGAUUAAGCAAUUCAACAAAAAAAGUCAUGACGUUUAUUUUUACAGAAUAAUACUUGUACGAAACUUUUUUAGUUAUGAACUGUUUUAAAUCCAUUUGCCAACCGAACGCCCAAUAUCAAAUUUACUGUAAUACAGAACUUUUCAAAAGCACUACUUUUAAGCGUUACAUCGCCCUGAACAUGCUAUUUCCAGCUGGACGUAUUUUUAUAGAUCUUUUUUAAGCUAGUCACAUUUUUUUACGUUUUAAAAUGUCCUUUUUUAAAUGAGCUCAUUGCGGCUUUAUAAUGGUCGAAAAGAUAAUAUUCCACAGACUCAAUAUGAUGAAAAUCAUAUUUUUUUUUAAAGAAACAGUAGUAGCACCAGUAAACCGGUUAAUCAGUUGAUCAGUUAGGGUCAAACAUUCAUUCAAACAUUAAGUCAUAUUAAGUCAGGGUCAAAGUUAAUAAGGUCGGGUCAAGCAUAUUUGACAUCACAAAUCUACAUUGUACUAUAUUUAAUUUUACAAGGACCAGAGCAGAAGAUUCUGGCAGUCAUGUAUUCUAAAACCAGGAUUUAGGACACUAAAUCUAUCUGAAAAUAUACCGAUAAAACAUAACAUGCUAUAUAAUCACAAAUACUCCGAUAAAACAUAACAUGCUAUAUAAUCACAAAUACUCCUGUAAAAACAUAACAUGCUAUAUAAUCACAAAUACUCCUGUA
Mytilus californianus (California mussel) is the source of this 1347-nucleotide messenger RNA. RefSeq lists its product as uncharacterized. The transcript has 3 exons. The coding region runs from base 175 to 501 and encodes 108 amino acids. The record is from RefSeq and is a predicted model, not a curated record. NCBI's taxonomy places the organism in Eukaryota, Metazoa, Mollusca, Bivalvia, Mytilida, Mytilidae.